This is a messenger RNA of Fusarium oxysporum Fo47, 420 nucleotides long. RefSeq lists its product as uncharacterized. The transcript has a single exon. The record is from RefSeq and is a predicted model, not a curated record. Bases 1 to 420 code for a protein of 139 amino acids. Lineage: Eukaryota; Fungi; Ascomycota; Sordariomycetes; Hypocreales; Nectriaceae.
AUGCGCUUCCUAACUACUCUCCGCCCAACCGCCCGUCUCGCCCCGCGCAUCCCCCUGCGUCCCUUCCACGCCGCCCGCAUUCUGCAUCAAGACCAAGUCAAAGAUAGCAACGGGAGUUUCAUCGACGGCCUCGCAGAGAGCGACGCUAAGGGACGCACAGGCGGCGGUGAAGCCCUCGACGCAACGUCUAAGAAUGCACCUCCCCAGCCUAAAGUGUCGAACCAGAGUAUUCCGGGGAAUCAGACUGAUGAGUUGACGGAGGAGCAGAAGAAGGAGGUUGAGGAGCAUAACAGGGACUUUGAUAAGAAGCAUGAUCGGGGGAAUGUUGCGCCGGGGGAUAAGGUUGAUAAGAAGUUCUGGGGGGAUGGGAGGCAUGGCGAGAAGGAUGAAGAUAAUGCGACGCCGCCGAAGGAGAAAUGA